AUGUGGGACUCAGGAGAGCUAGCGGGGCGACUAGACUUGUCAGACUACGAAACAGACGAGGAGCCGUCCGAUGAAAGCAAAGUAGCUGAACCGACCUCUCCGGAAGUCUUAUCACAAAACUUUAUAAGUUUGAACGACUUACCGACGGUCCAGUACGAAGUCGCAGGUGAAGAUGACGUCGACUUCGAACCAGGCGCCAUCAUAUGCCUGGAUCCGGUCGAACAAUACGUACAAUCUUUGCCUGAAAACGAAGAACCCAGACCCAUAGUCGUAGCUAGGGAAAAGCCUUCCAUUACGAGCUAUCUACCCGGAGAUUAA
Molecule: messenger RNA, 318 nt
Organism: Coprinopsis cinerea okayama7#130
Lineage: Eukaryota; Fungi; Basidiomycota; Agaricomycetes; Agaricales; Psathyrellaceae
Exons: 1
Coding region: 1-318 (105 amino acids)
Source: RefSeq, a predicted model, not a curated record